Molecule: messenger RNA, 621 nt
Organism: Impatiens glandulifera
Lineage: Eukaryota; Viridiplantae; Streptophyta; Magnoliopsida; Ericales; Balsaminaceae
Product: ACT domain-containing protein ACR8-like
Exons: 3
Coding region: 1-621 (206 amino acids)
Source: RefSeq, a predicted model, not a curated record
AUGGAUAACGAUAUUCGUAGCACAAAAACAUCUAUCUCAAUAGCCGAUAUCCAUACAGAAAGAAGGCUUAAUCAGAUGAUGUUUUCAGAUCGAGAUUACGAAAGAGAACCCAUCAUGAAAGUUAAUUCAAAUCCUUCUAUCGUCAACGUCGAGAAUUGUCUUGAAAAGGGUUACUCUGUUGUCCAUAUUGAAUAUAAAGAUAGAACGAAGCUUUUGUUUGACGUGGUUUGCACGCUUAUAGAUAUGCAAUAUGUUGUCUACCAUGGAACUAUCAACACAAACGAUGGCAUAGCUUUCAUGGAGUUGUUUAUUAAGUAUGUAGAUGGAAACCCGAUUAAUUCAAAAGCAGAGAAACAGAGGGUAGUUCUUUGCAUAAAGGCUGCGAUUGAAAGAAGAGGAUCAGAAGGAGUAAGAUUAGAGUUGUGUAAGAAAGACAAGAAAGGGCUAUUAGCCGAUGUAACAAGAACAUUCCGUGAAAACGGAUUAAACACUAAAGAGAGGACCUUUAGUCUCUUAGGUUGGGGCUUCGCGGGAGGUGGGACUAUAGUGGAUGUUGAAGGAGAGGCAGCAGCAGGUGCUGGUGGUGGAACAGUAGCAGUUUAUGGGGAACUGCAACUAUAG